This is a messenger RNA of Rhinolophus ferrumequinum (greater horseshoe bat), 347 nucleotides long. RefSeq names its product small integral membrane protein 40 (gene SMIM40). The coding region runs from base 15 to 257 and encodes 80 amino acids. The transcript is spliced from 2 exons. The record is from RefSeq and is a predicted model, not a curated record. NCBI's taxonomy places the organism in Eukaryota, Metazoa, Chordata, Mammalia, Chiroptera, Rhinolophidae.
GACUGUAGGUUACAAUGGCAGAGGAGGAGGGUGACAUGGAUGAGGACGAUGUGUUCCUGGCUUUUGCCCAGGGUCCUCCUCCUUCCAGGGGUCCCCUACGUCGGGCCUUAGACAAGGCCUUCUUUAUCUUCCUGGCCUUCUUUCUGACACUACUACUGCUGGAGGCUCUUUAUAAGCUGCUGUGGCCACUACCAUGGGCAAAGUUUGGGCACUGGCUCUUGAGGUCACCUCAGAAAGAGGAGGAACUCGAAUUGUGACCACCUUUCCUAUAAACAUCCUCUUACUCUGCCACAGAGCUCACCUUUGGACCCAGCCUUGCCUCCAUGAGUCCCUCCAGCCUCCCUAAA